AUGUAUAUUAUAAUGAAUAGAUAUAUUCAAUAUAUCAUCCUAUGGCUUGUAUGUAUAACCCUUACCUCAGUUCUAUCUAAUGAAGAAGUUCAACAAAAUGUUUGUUCAAAGCUUAAUGAGUCUUGCAGUCGGAUUUUAUUUCGCCGCUGUUGUGACAAUUUAGUUUGUCAAGGGUUCUUCAAUGGAAUAUGUGUUCAAUGUCUUGGUAAAAAUAGAUUAUGUUUUCGGAGCUCAGACUGUUGCAGCGGAAGAUGUUGGUUUUUUCACUGUAAAGAACAAUAUAGUAAUAUUACCACAAGUUUUGAGAAUAAUACAGAAACCCAACAAAAUAUGAUCAAUGAAACGUUAACAGAAACUCUGUAA
Schistosoma rodhaini is the source of this 363-nucleotide messenger RNA. Lineage: Eukaryota; Metazoa; Platyhelminthes; Trematoda; Strigeidida; Schistosomatidae. The record is from the annotation of a GenBank genome assembly.